AUGAGUUCUAAUCAACCACUGCUUUCCGAACCAGAUCUUGUUCCUCCAGUGAUUCAUCACCGCCGGAGAUCAGGAUCCCGCACCACUUUCUUCUUUGACGAAGCCGCGGUAACUCCUCCAACCGCGGACAACCACCAGGAGGUUGUGUUUGCGACAGAUUGCAGCUUGCACCCCGCAUUCUGCAACAACACCGCCACAAACAACAGCAGCAGUGUUUCCAUUUCAGCACCCCCUUUGACAGAGUUUCAAAACCCUAAUUCACGAUUUCCUUUGGAAUGCCCCACGCGGGAAAGGGGACACCUGCGAUCCUGGGGUGCAAUGGAACUGCAUGAUGCUAAUACUGUGCCCUUUGAAAUUUCACUAUCAUCAUCAACCCCAGCAGGAACUUCAACUCGCAGGAUUCGUCAUAAAAGUGUGCAGUUUGAUGAGCAGAUCUUACAUGAUGAUAGUGCUAGGUUGAUUUAUAUAAAUGAUCCUAAGAAAACCAAUGAUAAGUAUGAGUUUACUGGGAAUGAGAUUCGAACUAGUAGAUACACUUUUAUCACAUUCUUGCCUAAGAAUUUAUUUAUUCAGUUCCAUAGGGUUGCUUAUCUGUAUUUCCUUGCUAUUGCUGCACUCAAUCAGCUUCCUCCCUUAGCUGUAUUCGGGAGGACGGUGUCCCUUUUCCCGCUUUUGUUUGUUCUUUGUGUUACUGCUAUUAAGGAUGGGUAUGAGGAUUGGAGGAGACAUAGGUCGGAUAACAAUGAGAAUAAUCGUGAGUCUCUGGUUCUUCAGUCCGGUGAUUUCCGGUCCAUGAUAUGGAAAAGAAUUCAGGCUGGCGAGGUUGUUAAGAUCUUUGCUGAUGAGACCAUUCCUGCUGAUAUGGUCUUGUUAGGGACAAGUGACCCGAGUGGGCUUGCCUAUAUUCAGACAAUGAAUUUGGAUGGAGAAUCAAAUUUGAAGACAAGGUAUGCCAAGCAAGAAACCACUUCUAUGGUAUCGUCAGAGGUUUGUGAUGUUUCUGGGAUUAUUAGAUGCGAGCAACCAAACCGGAAUAUUUAUGAGUUCACAGCUAAUAUGGAGUUCAAUGGAAUUAAAUUUUCCCUUAGCCAGUCAAACAUUGUCCUGCGAGGUUGCCAACUGAAGAACACAGACUGGAUUAUUGGUGUUGUGGUUUAUGCUGGACAGGAAACAAAAGCCAUGCUGAACAGUGCGGCUUCUCCUUCCAAGAGAAGCAGACUGGAAGGUUAUAUGAAUAGAGAAACCCUUUGGUUGUCGAUUUUUCUUUUCAUCAUGUGUAUGGUUGUGGCCAUUGGGAUGUGUCUUUGGCUGGUACGUCACAAGAACCAGCUUGAUACCUUGCCUUACUACAGAAAAACGUACCUCAACAAUGGCCCGGAUAAAGGAAAGAAAUAUAAGUAUUAUGGAAUACCAAUGGAAACAUUUUUCUCCUUUUUGAGUUCUGUUAUAGUGUUUCAGAUAAUGAUACCCAUAUCUCUUUACAUCACAAUGGAGUUGGUUAGGUUGGGUCAGUCUUACUUCAUGAUUGAAGACAUGGAUAUGUAUGACUCUAGCUCUGGAUCAAGGUUUCAAUGUAGAUCAUUAAAUAUAAAUGAAGAUUUGGGUCAAAUACGAUAUGUAUUUUCAGACAAGACAGGAACACUAACAGAAAACAAGAUGGAAUUCCGGAGGGCUAGUGUACACGGAAAGAAUUAUGGGAACUCCUUGGUUACUACUGAUAAUAGUUCAGCAGCAACAGCUGUUAUUCCGAAACAGAGAUGGAAGCUCAAAUCUGAAAUUGCAGUUGAUCCUAAACUAAUGACCAUGCUGCAUAGAAACUCAAAUAGAGAUGAAAGAAUAGCUGCUCAUGAGUUUUUUCUUACAUUGGCUGCUUGUAAUACUGUGAUUCCUAUACUUACUGAUGGGGGUAUUUCUGGUUGUGGAACAAGUGAAUCAAAUGGAUAUGUAGAAUGCAUUGAUUACCAGGGUGAAUCCCCUGAUGAACAAGCUCUAGUUUCUGCGGCCUCUGCAUAUGGAUACACUCUUUUUGAGCGGACAUCGGGACAUAUUGUUAUUGACAUCAAUGGUGAGAAACUCAGGUUGGACGUGUUGGGACUGCACGAAUUUGAUAGUGUGCGAAAGAGAAUGUCCGUUGUUAUUCGGUUUCCUGACAAUGUGGUAAAGGUGUUAGUCAAAGGCGCUGAUACAUCAAUGUUUAGCAUUUUGGCAAAUGGCAGUGAGAGCAACAGUAGCUUAUUGAAUGCAACUCAGAGCCAUUUGAGUGAAUACUCAUCACAAGGUUUACGCACCCUUGUGGUUGCCUCUAGAAGUCUUUCUGAUGCUGAACUUGAGGAGUGGCAAAGCAGGUAUGGAGAGGCUAGCACAGCGUUAACUGACAGAGCUACUAAACUACGUCAUACUGCAGCUCUUAUAGAAUGCAAUUUAAAUCUACUUGGAGCAACUGGAAUUGAGGACAAGCUGCAAGAGGGUGUACCAGAAGCCAUUGAGUCCCUACGGCAAGCUGGAAUCAAGGUCUGGGUUCUUACCGGUGAUAAACAAGAGACAGCAAUUUCAAUUGGUCUUUCCUGCAAACUUCUCAGUGCAGAUAUGCAGCAAAUUGUUAUAAAUGGCACUUCAGAGGAGGAAUGCAAAAAUCUUUUGGGUGAUGCAAUAGCCAAAUAUGCUGUGAGAUGUUCAAGUAAAGGGCAUCGGCAUCUGAAGCAUAAAACCAAUGCUGAACACGACGCUCUUGAUAUUCCUAAUUGUUCAGAGUCACCGAGUUUGCCCAAAUGGAAUCUAGGAAAGGAAGAAGGAACUGAUACUCCAUUGGCACUCAUAAUUGAUGGGAAUAGUUUGGUUUAUAUUUUGGAGAAGGAACUGGAGUCAGAGCUUUUUGACCUUGCAAUUUCCUGUAAGGUUGUACUUUGUUGCCGUGUUGCACCCUUGCAGAAGGCUGGAAUUGUUGAUCUGAUAAAGAGCCGCACAGACGAUAUGACACUGGCCAUAGGUGAUGGGGCCAAUGAUGUGUCAAUGAUCCAAAUGGCAGAUGUUGGUGUUGGAAUAUGUGGGCAGGAAGGACGUCAAGCAGUGAUGGCAUCAGAUUUUGCUAUGGGACAAUUUCAGUUCUUGAAAAGAUUACUUCUUGUUCAUGGACACUGGAAUUACCAGCGUGUUGGUUAUUUAGUUCUGUACAACUUCUACCGCAAUGCUGUCUUUGUGUUGAUGUUAUUUUGGUAUAUAUUAUGCACGGCUUUUUCUACAACUUCUGCAUUAACAGAUUGGAGUAGUGUGUUCUAUUCUGUGCUAUACACAUCUGUACCCACAAUUUUUGUUGGUAUUUUGGACAAGGACUUGAGUCAUAGGACACUUUUACAGUAUCCGAAACUGUAUAGUACUGGUUACAGGCAAGAAGCUUACAAUAUGCAAUUAUUUUGGAUCACAAUGCUUGACACAGUAUGGCAGAGCCUUGUUCUCUUUUACGCACCAUUGUUUACCUAUAAGGAUAGUUCGAUUGAUAUAUGGUGCAUGGGAAGCUUGUGGACAAUUGCAGUUGUUAUCCUUGUAAAUGUGCACCUGGCUAUGGACAUCAACCGCUGGUUAUUGAUUACUCAUAUUGCUGUCUGGGGUUCCGUAGUAAUUACAUAUGGUUGCAUGGUGAUAUUGGAUUCCAUACCCGUCUUUCCUAAUUACUGGACUAUUUAUCAUCUGGCAACGUCCCCUACAUAUUGGAUAACAAUUUUGCUUAUAAUAAUUGUGGCGUUGCUACCUCGCUUUAUUUGCAAAGUUUUUAGUCAAAUCUUCUGGCCUUCAGAUAUCCAGAUUGCAAGAGAAGCUGAGUUAAUGAGAAAACGACACGAUCGUUUGCAGUCAAGACAUCAAGGUUCCAGUUAA
Lathyrus sativus (Indian pea) is the source of this 3870-nucleotide messenger RNA. NCBI's taxonomy places the organism in Eukaryota, Viridiplantae, Streptophyta, Magnoliopsida, Fabales, Fabaceae. The record is from the annotation of a GenBank genome assembly.